AUGCUGCUCUCAUCGCUCUAUGUCCUCCUCGCCCUGAGGGUCACCCCAUCGCUCGCGUUCUUCCAAAAUUUCUUCCACCAACAAGAACCCCAGAAGCCGAUCGUGUUCAGCUACGUGCAAGAGUUCCAACGAGGUACGUCGCGUGUUGGGCAGGCUCGCCUUGAUGCUGCCCAACCCGAACUCGAUUCCUGAGCAUCAGUGGUUCUUUUCGUCUCUCGAUAGUCGACUGCCAACUGGGCUACACCUGCCCCGGAACGUUGGCUUGCGUCGCGAACCCGUCCGAAUGCCCCUGCCCGCACGAAGGCAUCGACGUCAAGUGUCGUCUACCCGGCGCCAAAGACGGCGAGUACGUGUGUGUACGCGACUGCGCCAAGGUCAGAGCGAGUCUCAAGAUCUAG
This is a messenger RNA of Microbotryum saponariae, 398 nucleotides long. NCBI's taxonomy places the organism in Eukaryota, Fungi, Basidiomycota, Microbotryomycetes, Microbotryales, Microbotryaceae. The record is from the annotation of a GenBank genome assembly.